UUCUGCUAGCUGGACUUAUCAGAUGAAGUCUGAGUCUGUGUGUUGCGUUGGUGUUUUUGUAAACUUUGAGUGAAACAGGACUUUAAGACUAUCAAUUUUUAUUCUGUUACUUGUGUUUCUGUUACUUGAAAGUUGUAUUAAGCAUUAAAUAAUAUUUAAUUGGUUUUCGAAUACUUGUUAUAGCCAAGGAGCCAACAUGUCUGCUUCGGUUCCAUUGAUGAUGUUUGCUGAGGAAGAUGUGGAAGGAGGGGGCAAAUCCAUCGAGGAUGACUUUGCCUACAGGAACAAUGUACAUCAAGCAAGUCUUCAUAUUAGACUUGCUUUUCUCAGGAAGGUUUACAGCCUUCUGUUUAUUCAACUGGCUGCGACUGUGGUUAUCGGCUUCACCUUUAUGUUCACUCCGAUACUGAGCUUCUACAUACACAACAAUGAUUGGCUGCUUUCCUUGUCCCUAAUCCUGAGUGUGGUGAUCCUCAUUGCACUACAUUGGAAACGCAGGGAAUAUCCAACCAACCUCAUCUUGCUCGCCGCCUUUACCUUGAUCCAAGCGUACUCUGUGGGCGUUGUGGUAACGUACUUCGAGCAGUUUGUUGUGUUGCAAGCUUUGGUGCUCACGGUUGUGGUUGUUGGAGGCCUCACUGCCUACACCCUACAGUCAAAGCGAGAUUUCUCUUCUCUUGGUAGUUUCCUAUUUGCUUCUUUGUGCGUCCUGAUUGUUGGUGGAUUCCUAACCAUCUUCUUUGGCAGUACAGCUCUUGAGCUGUUCUUGUCUGUUGGAGGUGCUCUGCUGUUCUCUCUGUUCAUCAUCUAUGAUACCCAGGAAAUGAUGAAGAGGCUUUCUCCAGAGGAAUAUAUAUUAGCUACAAUCAAUCUCUACUUGGACAUCAUCAAUCUUUUCCUCCAUAUUUUGAGGGCCCUUGAAGCAGCCCGCCGUUAAGUUUUUGUGUAUUUGGUUCAAUUUGUUUUAAAUUAUAGUAAUGGUUUUUAUUAUUAGGUUUUUAAAAUUAUGAAUAUUGUUUUGAUGAUUUUCCGUUAUAUGGACCUACUUAAACAUGUUGUCAGAGUUAUGUUAAUAUUUAGUGGUCAUGUGUUCCAGUAUAUCAAUCUUGUUUGUUAUGUUAAUGUAAAAAUUAUUUUGUUGAUUCUUCAACUACAGAUGUGGAAUAAUAAAUUGACAGUGAAUUCCUUUGGAGUUUGAAUAACAUUAUCAAGAGUUUGCAUUAUAUUACGUUUAUCAGUAUUUUUCCAGCUUAGUUUUCAAGUUAGUAAUAGAUACUACUUAAUAGUUGUGAGCACAAUGAAUAACUUGUAGAUUAGAGCAAACCUUCAUUCCAUAGCUAUAAAUGUUUAAUUAAUUAUAUGUGUUUAUUUGACUACUGUGUUAAAACUACUUUCGAUUGUUUAAGUAACUCGCAAGUUAAAAAAUGUGUAUGCUUUUUACAUAGUUGAAGUAGCAUCACAAAUCAGUAAUACAGUUUUUUUGUAAAUUUUUGGCGAAUUAAGUAUUUAAUUUUUAUUCUUUUAAGUCAACGAAUCAUUUUUGUUUUGUUUUUGUGAAUAGUUAGAAUUUUAAACUAGGAAACCGAGUAUAUUAAAAUCAGUUAGCUAAAAUGUAAAAAUGUGAUCUAAAUAUUUAGAGUUUGAACUAUUUUGAAUAUUCUUUGUACAGCAUAUGUGAUUUAUUUUUAUUACAGAGUUACCUCUAAUAUAGAUAAUAAGAUUUAAAAUGUGUUUUAUGCAAUAGUUUCAUUCUUUAUUUAAAUAUUAUAAACAUGAUAUUUAUAAAUAAGUACAAUCAGGUUACUGUGCAAUUUAAACACUCACAAUAGUGAUAGUUACAGAGUAACAAUAUUAGCAGGAGACUGGGGUAGUUGUAUAUUUUAAUAUAUAAUAUAUCAUGUAAUUAUAAUCAUGAGACUUAAUUAAACUAUUACACCUA
Messenger RNA from Homalodisca vitripennis (glassy-winged sharpshooter), 1939 nucleotides. Its product is annotated as protein lifeguard 4-like. The record is from RefSeq and is a predicted model, not a curated record. Gene Ontology annotation, biological process: negative regulation of apoptotic process. The transcript is spliced from 7 exons. Gene Ontology annotation, cellular component: membrane. Bases 197 to 937 code for a protein of 246 amino acids. NCBI's taxonomy places the organism in Eukaryota, Metazoa, Arthropoda, Insecta, Hemiptera, Cicadellidae.